AUGUUGCAUCGAAGCACAUCAUCGCGACGCUGUAGAGCAUCGCGGAACAUGACGAACCUUGGCCACACGUCGCCGAUCGCCGGACCAAGAGGACGACGAGCCAGCGUGGCAACCGACAAGCAUGUCGAUUUGCCACCGACGAAUCUUCGAGGAACUAUGGAACGUCAACGUUCGCCCCGGAGCAGUAUCGUGCCCGACAUCGCGUUCGACAUGGGCAACGACAUCGAGGCUAUCAACCACAAGCCUCUGCCGCAGCGAGAUCAAUAUGGCGAUACGCGGAACGCGUUCAACCAGAAGAUCAGUCGAAGCCCGCGAAGCUCCUUGGUCUCGGACGAUUACUACAGAACACCACGGAACGGGAUUCGAAGCUCGCGGAACAGUUUGGUGCCCGAGACCAGUCUGGCGCUGGACAUGUUGUACAGCUCGCGGCACUCGUUGGUCCCGGAGGCACCUCUCAGUCCCAGAAAUUCCCUGAUAUCGGACAUCGUUCACAACAGAAGCUCGAGGAACAGCUUUGUUCCCCUGACCGCCUCGAGGACGUCGCUCAUGUCCGAGAACGGGAAUCCGCCGCCGCCUCGCAGUCCUCGACACUCAUUGAUACCCAAUUCCUUGAGAAGCCCUCGCGAAAGCAUCACCAACAUGGAACUGGUCGACCGCAGUCCCCAGAGAAGCCCGCGAGGUUCCAUAGCCUCGGAGUGUAUGAACCAGAGCCCGAGGAGUUCCAUCGUCCCGUACGAGGUGAACAGAUCCUCGCGGAGCAGUAUCGGCGUGAACGACACGCCCAGAGGAUCGAUCUUGAUCAACGAAGAGGAGGCGAGAAGUCCGCGGCGGAGUAUCGAUCCUGACACGAUCGACAGAACGCCGAGGGGCAGCCUCGGCGGCCUGCAAGACAGAAGAGCCACGAAGGUGAGCCUGGUCGCGCAGGAUCCGAGAAGAGCGUCCGCCGAUCAAGCCAAAAGCUCGCGUCGUAAAUUCAACGAAUAUACCUUUUCGAGACGUUCGUUUAGCAAGCUCCCCAGGCUUACUUCGUUAAGUUGCCAUCUUUUUCGCUCCCCUCGAAAUGUUUUUGACGUAGUUCGCUACCGCAACGCCUCGCGAGAUUGCAAAAUUUGCUGCGAAAUUCAUUCCCGUGGAAAGGGAACGGGAUUCUUGGCGCGAAACGUUCAAAAACUUUUCGAAAAGAUCGAGAUUCUCGCAUCCGUGAAUACCACAGGAAUGAUAGACCGGCUUAGUAUGAACGAGAAUCGAAAUUCGUCGCCGUACCGGCAGAAGGAAGUGAACUCCGGAAGCGUCAAGUCCCGCGGAAGCGCGGUACAGGUCAAUCUAGGAUAUGGAGGGAAUAUCUUCGAAGAUUCUAGGCGAGCCAGCAGCUCCGUAUCGCAA
Messenger RNA from Heterotrigona itama, 1383 nucleotides. NCBI's taxonomy places the organism in Eukaryota, Metazoa, Arthropoda, Insecta, Hymenoptera, Apidae. The record is from the annotation of a GenBank genome assembly.